This is a messenger RNA of Ostrea edulis (European flat oyster), 4304 nucleotides long. Its product is annotated as multiple epidermal growth factor-like domains protein 10. NCBI's taxonomy places the organism in Eukaryota, Metazoa, Mollusca, Bivalvia, Ostreida, Ostreidae. The coding region runs from base 1641 to 2636 and encodes 331 amino acids. The transcript is spliced from 9 exons. Gene Ontology annotation, molecular function: scavenger receptor activity. The record is from RefSeq and is a predicted model, not a curated record.
AUGAGAAUAUAAAAACAGGUCAGCCAACAAAGUAGUACAAUUCAUGUACAUAGGUAUUCCAACAGACUGUUUGAAGACUUGAUCUCCAAAUAAUACGAAGACAUAGUCAAUGAAAAACUCCGGAAUGUUUUUAUUUCAACUUCAGUGUACUUGUGCGUGGAAUCAGAGUGGUGCUUCACAGUAUUUUUUGGAUGCCUGAUCACUAGAUACAAAUAUUUACUUUUUUCAAUUUUGUUGACGAAGCAACUGUCCAUGAUGUUAAAUAGUCUAGUCUUUAAUUUAUCAUGAGGAAUGGUCGCGUAACAUCUAAGACUUCUUCAACUUUUUUCAUUUUAUGUUUGUCAGAAAUUUUUGCCUAAGUUAAAGGAUAGCUAACGCUGGAGUACCUGUAAAGUGCGAAACGAUAUCGAAUCGAAACGAAACAAAACAGACUGUAUAAGCGAAUUAUUUUACUUAUAAUAAUUAAAAAUAGUAGAUCAGGCCCCUGUGAAAGUUACCACGUAUAAAUGAAAUUCACCUCCCUUUUGAUGUAGGCUAUCGGAUUGAAUACUACAAAGUUUUAAAAGUUGGAAAGGGGGAGAGUGAGUAAGUACAUAUCCGAAAUUGAUUAAAUUAUAUAAACCGUGUGCAAUUAGUUUCGGAUCUAGAAAUUUGAGAAAGGAGGUCUGGGGAAACACAUGAAACGAGGGAUGGGGUCGCUGACGUUGGAUUCACCUUUGGAUAUGUCUUCCCAUUCUUUUUGUAAUGUCUGCUUUCCUUGUUCAUGAGUCUUUGGAGUUUACAAAUAGCUGACCUCUUCCUGAUAUUAUUGCACAAAAUAUUUUCCGUUUUCCGUUCCGUGUUCAAUUCCCCAUGUUAGCAACAACCUUUUCAGAUCUGAAGGAAGAAAAUUUUAAGAGAGAAGGACCUAUGAAAUCUACACCUGCUGAUUUAUUAAGUGUCCUUGCCAAGAAUUCAUCCUGGAUAAUAGGAAGAAAACUAAGGAUAUUUUCCUCACCAAUUCUGGACUUUGCUGAUGAUUACAUAUGGUGCAAAUAUUCUGUAUCUGUUCAUGAGAUAAGUAUGCUACAACACAUAUUGUAGAGUAAUUGAAGGUUAAUUUUCGCGCAUUGCCAAAAUUUUACGCUGUUGCUUGGAUGCAAUUUCGAUGUAUGGUCAUUGAAAUAUAAUAUAUUGUAUAUUUCGUUGUUGUUGAAAAUUCAAGAUAUAUACUCUUGAAACCCCCGAAAAAUGACCCCCACGAAAUAUAAGGACACCACAGUAGGUGUAAUGACUGAACGGCAGCACACAAUGCAUGUAACAAAGUCAGUUUACUUCCUUUGAACGUCAAACGUUUUCAUUCCUAAGUAUAUCAAAACAGCACAUGAACCUAACAUCCUAUCAAUAUAUUCCAAUGUUUUUCAUUGAUAUGUGUAUCUCUCUAAAUAUGCGAUAAACCUGAGAUCAUGCAAAGUGAAGACAACGAACAGUGAUCAAUCUCAUAACUCCUACAAGCAAUACAAAAUAGAUAGUUGGGCAAACAUGGACCCCUGGACUCAUUUCAUAAACAGGAAGCGUACUUUCAUCUGUGUAAUAUUACACAGUUGAACUGUAUAAUAUUAUAUCAGAGGGAACGUAAACACAAGCUGUGAUAUUGGAACAUGAUUCCAAAACACACCAACAGAAUAUCGGUGCUGUAUUUCUUACAAACACUAUAUUUAUUCGCUGACAUGAAGGACAAUGACAUGUGUGUUCAAGAAAAGAAUACCACUAUAUGCUGUCCGAAUUACCGUUAUAAUGUGUCUGUGAAGAAAUGUGUGGAAUGUGUUGGAAGGUUUGGCUAUAACUGUUCAGAGCAGUGCCCGGAUGGAUUGUACGGAAGAUCAUGUAACAGCAAAUGUAACUGUCCUAUUGAGGCCUGUAACAAAAUAUCUGGGUGUUUAACAAGUAGUCUGGACGUAAAAAAUGGAAUCUGCUAUGACAAACAGAAUGGUGCCUACUGUUGUGUAAACUACGAAUACCUGAAAAACAAACAUAAAUGUCAAGAGUGCGUGGGACGGUUUGGCGUCAAUUGCAGUCAAAAAUGUCCAGAAGGAUACUAUGGCAAACAAUGCAAUGAGAAAUGCACAUGCAAUGCCAGUCAGUGUCACGAGAUACUGGGUUGUCUGACAGUUCCUUCAGAAUUCAAAAGGAACCAACAGUCAGUAUCAGCGUAUAUUCUUCAAUUUGUUGUACCUGCUUCAACUGCUACUGGGGCUCUGUUGCUGUGCGUGCUUUUAGGAUUUCGGUACAGGUCCAAGAAGAAACGCAAUACUGAAAUCCAAACCUCUGUCACUGCCACAAUAAACAUGGAGCGAGAAGAAUGUUCUGCCUCUACCUCUGUUGCUGUGAAACGUCCAAAGAAGAAAAGGAUGAACUCGAUCCUUCAGCAUAGUACUACAUAUGACAAUAAAAUGUUCUUGGAAAAAACAAACCAUGAAAAUACUGACCUAAGAUGCAGCAAUUCCAGAUAUAAAGGCAGAAAUGGAAUGGGAGACUUGGAUGCGGUAUACAGCAUGUGUGCCGGGUAUGAGAAUAUUUACGAUGAUACAGUUUGUCUGGCUUCUUCAUUAGCACAAUCUAUUGAAAGGAUACCUUCCUCGGAAAUCGAGUAUUGAUCAAUAUAAAGACAAUGAAAUAUCUCACGAGAAAGACAACAGUGUGUGUGUUAUUCGGACAGACUAAGAGAUUACUUUUAUAACAUUUAAGAAUUCAUUAAUGUAAUCUUGUUAUGUAGAUUUUUUUGAAAUCAAAUUGUAGAUUACAUUGAUUCACUUGGAUGAAAGGUGAAGAUAACGAACAGUGAUCAAUAUCAUAACUCCUUCAAGCAAUACAAAAUAGAUAAAUAUCUUAAAAUCAACGUCCUUAUAUCAUGUAAUUCUUAUGAUACAUUAAAAUAAUUUUACAUUUUUCUUAAAUAUAAAGAGAAUGAAUCUUGUAGAACAUAUAAAUACAUCGCCAUACAAAAAUAUAUAUUCAUUUUUAUAUAUUAUCAAUAUUCAUUAUCAUGCAUAUGCUAAUUCGAGUCCCGUGGGGAUUCGGGUUGGAAUAUGUCCUCAGUACCUCUUGCUUGUCGUAAGAGACGACUAAAUGUGGCCGUCCUUCGGAUGAGACCACAAAAACCGAGGUCCCGUGUCACAGCAGGUGUGGCACGAUAAAGAUCCCUCCCUACUCAAAGGCCAUUAGCGCCGAGCAUAGGCCGAAAAUUUUGCAGCCUUUCACCGGUAGUGGUGACGUCUCCCUAUUGUGAGGUUUUUGUAUUUUUAUACAUGUAUGUACUUACCCAUGAAGUAUUUUCUUACUUUUGUUGAAGCGAGCACACAAUGUAAUGUACAUAGAUUUAAACUAUUAAAGACAGCUCUGUAGAUUAUAACCUAUAGAAUGUAUCUAGCAUUAUAUUCACGAGAUAUUUCUAGUGAUAUAUUGAGCAUAUUCAUAAUAAUGCGUUUUUGUGUGUACAUAUCAACAUCAUGCAGUUUGAAGGAUCGUAUAUUAGAAUUAACGUGUGCCCAUUAUAGAAAUUACUGCAAGUUAACGAAUAUACGCUCGCUUCUACGGUAAUUCCAUAUUACACGUAUUAUUACAAAUGAAUUACCUUGCUUUAUUCAUGUAUACCAUUGUGAAAUAGUGUAUUGGGCUGCAGAUCUCAUUUUUUGCGUCAUGUGUAUCUCUACUUUCUCUUUUGCUUGACGUUGUACCGCGCACGUUACAUAUGUCAUUUCCGGUGGCGUUUCACCUAUCUUUUUAUGGAUCCACCAACGAAAUAUUCUUGCUCCAGUAAAUGUUGGCGUUAAUACCAGAACUAUUGCUUUGGAGGUAAUUAAUUAAUUACUUAGAUUAGAUUGAAUUAGACUAGUGUUAUUUUCCAGUUUAUUAAUAGUUCAAUAUUAAUUCUAGUUAUAUAUGAACUAUUUUCCAGUCACAAUUUUGGUUGGAUUUCCAACGGAAUCCGUUCCCGUUGGAACGAAAUCGUUGAACGAGGGUAUAAAAGAGGGAGUGCGCGUCCCCACGGGGACUCCCAACUUUUUCUACUUUAUUAGAUAGAUGUAGGUAUUAUUUUAAGUUAGAAAUGAUUAGGUUUUAGUAAGAGGGGGAUGAAGUAAAUUUUAUUACUAUUUUAUGUGACUUUCAGUGAGUUGUAAUAUUUAUUGAUAGGGAUACAGUAUAUUAUUUCUACUAGGAUUAUAGACGACUGCAGCCUUGCGCUAUAUUUUUUAGAUUGUGUUCAGUGCCAUAAUUUAUUAACUCUAUUUGUUAUUUCGUUGAAUAAACCUUGUAAACUUUAA